AUGUUUUCAUAUGUAGGCGGGUGGAGGAAGCUUUGCCGUACGGUUCGCACAUGACAGCUGUUUCCGGCCCUAAUAUUGCCAUGUUGUGCUAGUACAGAAGCGAGCUAUGCGUGCGUCGUUAGCGGUGCAAAGGUUAGCUGCUAUUAGCGGCGCUUUUGCAGUCACAGCUGGUGCAUAUGGGGCUCACGGCUUCAGACUUAGUCACAGGAAUGAGUAUCAGAGAGAGCUGUAUAGCACAGCCAACACUUAUCACUUCUACCACAGUUUGGCCCUGUUGGGAGCCUCUCAGUGCAGGAAGCCUGCUCUGGCUGGUGCAGUUCUCCUGGCUGGAAUAGGCUGUUUCUGUGGUCCUCUUUACCACCAGGCCCUCACAGGUGACCCCUCCUUCAGCAAACUGGCACCUGUCGGGGGCAUACUCUUUAUCGCUGGCUGGAUCACCAUGGCUCUCUGAAAUUUGACCUUCUGCCUGUCUGUAGCAUAGCUCAUGGCUACAAAACCAUCAGACUUGCUGGGAGUGAGAAGAGUGAUUGCUGGAGAAAGAGAAUUGAUGAUGUGGGUGAGAGGGUGAAUUGUUCGAUCAUGUCCGGCAGGUGAUAAUGAGGCUUUAGGAUCACAUUCCUCUUUUGACAUAAAUCCCCAUUUUGUAUUCAUAGAAACAUGUGGCUCAGCUGAGACUUAAUAUGAGCAAUGAAGUGUGUGCACUUGGAUGUAUUGAAAUGGUGUAGUUUUGCAUUUUUAUUUCUUGGAGAAAAAUAAAGCUGUCUGAAAAGCUGA
Messenger RNA from Electrophorus electricus (electric eel), 774 nucleotides. RefSeq names its product transmembrane protein 256 (gene tmem256). Lineage: Eukaryota; Metazoa; Chordata; Actinopteri; Gymnotiformes; Gymnotidae. The record is from RefSeq and is a predicted model, not a curated record. Gene Ontology annotation, cellular component: membrane.